UGAACAGCGCGGGACUAAGGGACUUCCAACCAACUCAAUGUGCAGCUGAAGUGGAUUCCACGGCACCGGAAAUGGCAACUCCCACUUGGGGCGCUGCGGACACACGAGUCCAGGCUGCCUUCCAGGAAGCCAGAAAAAAAAAAAAAAAAGGAAAAGAAAGAAAGAAAAAGGAGGGAUAGUGGAGAGCAGGGCUCCGGCCGCCGCCCACAACGUCGAGCCUUCGCCUCCAGACGGUCAAGGCAGGCCGCACUCGGCCCCAGGCACUCCCAGGUGGCCCAGCCCUCAGACCCCGCGGCCGGCCGGGCGCUGCCCGCCGGCGGGGACCUCAGGGAUUAUGGCACAAAUAGCAGUGUCCACCCUGCCCAUUGCAAAUGAGGAGUCCUCGGAGAGCAGGAUGGUAGUGACGUUCCUCGUGUCUGCUCUUGAGUCCAUGUGUAAAGAACUGGCCAAGUCCAAGGCGGAAGUGGCCUGCAUUGCAAUGUAUGAAGCAGAUGUGUUUGUUAUUGGAACAGAGAAAGGACGUGCUUUUGUCAAUGCCAGGACGGAUUUACAGAAGGAUUUUGCAAAAUACUGUGUUGCUGAAGGGCCACAGGAGGUGAAACCCCCAGGCCCCGCCAGCGCCAGCAGGAUGCAGGUCAAUUCAGGAGAAACGGGAAUCCUCAGAAAAGCUGUCGAAGACUAUUUCUGCUUUUGUUACGGCAAAGCCUUGGGGACAACAGCCAUGGUACCUGUUCCUUACGAGAAGAUGCUGACGGACCAGGAGGCUAUAGUGGUACAGGGGCUUCCAGAAGGGGUCCCCUUCCAACACCCUGAGAACUAUGACCUUGCAACGCUGAAGUGGAUUUUGGAGAACAAAGCGGGGAUUUCAUUCCUCAUCAACAGACCUUUCCUGGGUCCAGCGAAUCAGCCAGGUGGGCCUGGGGUGGUAACCGACACUGAUAAGUCAGUGACAUCACCAAGUGAAAGCUGCACCCCCAUCCGUGUGAAGACUGAACCCAUGGAAGAUUCUGGUAUUUCACUGAAAGCAGAAGUUGUGUCAGUCAAGAAAGAAUCAGAAGAUCCUAAUUACUAUGAAUAUAGUAUGCAAGAGAGCCGUCAUUCUUCUGCAGGCACUGAAGUAAUAGAAACGGAAUUACCAAUGGAAGAUUCUACUCAACUUGUCCCUUCAGAAACGAGUGAGGACCCUGAAGCUGAGGUGAAAAUUGAAGGAAACACCAGUUCACCCAAUAUUACAAAUUCUGCAGCAGGUGUUGAAGACCUUAACAUCGUUCAGGUGACAGUCCCAGAUAAUGAGAAGGAAAGAUUAUCAAGCCUUGAAAAAAUAAAACAACUAAGAGAGCAAGUCAAUGACCUUUUUAGCCGAAAAUUUGGUGAAGCCAUUGGAGUGGAUUUCCCUGUGAAAGUUCCCUACCGGAAGAUCACCUUCAACCCUGGCUGCGUGGUGAUCGACGGCAUGCCCCCGGGGGUGGUCUUCAAAGCCCCCGGCUACCUAGAAAUCAGCUCCAUGAGAAGAAUCCUGGAUGCUGCAGACUUUAUCAAAUUCACAGUCAUCAGACCACUUCCAGGUCUCGAGCUCAGCAAUGUUUGGUGGAGCUUGCUCUGUGUGAUGGGACACCACACUCUUAUUCAAGAGUCCUUUAUGGUGGAGGAAGGUGCUCAUAAUACUGAACUACUGCUGCUCCACCUUAGUUGGUAAAUAGUACCUGCCUGGCCACUGCAGCCCCGCCUCCAGGAUCUCUAACCACUGACCUCCCCACGGUUAGAACCAACAGGGCUCCUGCCUGGCACAGCAGGGCUCCCAGAACCCGCUCCAGCCAGUGCUGAGGCUGACUUCUGUUCUGAUGGAGCGAUGUUCCAGCCUUUCUGCUUGUUAAAUUUCACUUUAAUUUAAAACUUUUUUUUUUUUGGCCGCACCACUCGGUAUGUGGGAUCUUAGUUCCCCAGUCAGGGAUCAAACCCACGCCUCAUGCAAUAGAGGCUCGUCUUAAGCACUAGACCACUGGGGAAGUCCAGAUAUUUUUCAUGUCUCCCCUAGAAUCCUUGCAAGCAAGUCAGAAUCCUAUUGGAUAUUAAAGCGGACAAUGUAACUGUCAAAGACCUGCUGUAUAGCACAGGGAACUAUACCCAUCUUGCAUUAACCUAUAAUGGAAAAGAGUCUAAAAAAGAACAUAUGUAUAUAAUACCUGAAACUAACACAGCAACAUUGUAAGUCAACUAUAUUUCAAUGUAAAUUUAAAAAAAUAAGGUGUCUCUAGAAAGAAAAAAAAAGGCAGAAAAUGCAGAGAUGGUUCCAAAAGUUUGAAUCACUAGAGAACCUCCUCACUUAAAUUUUGGAAGCUCUGAACUUCCUUGGAAAUCCAGUGGUUAAAAUUUCACCUCCAGUGCUGGGGGUGCAGGUUCAAUCCCUGGUCAGGGAGCUAAGAUAUCCCACAUGCCUCAGGGCCAAAAAAGUCAAAACCUAAAACAGAAGUAAUCUUGUAACAAAUUCAAUAAAGACUUUAAAAAUGGUCCAUCUCAAAAAAAAAAUUUUUUUUUUAUUUUUGGAAGCAAAACUCUUCUCUUGAAAUGCACAGUUAUUAUUCCUAAAUUCAUCUGGUUGCUAAAUAGCUUUGUACCUUUUUAAGAGCUUUCUUGUGGCAUAAUUUACAUACCAUAUCAUUCACUUGUGCAAACUGUACACAGUCCAGUGAUUUUUCUCAGUAAAGUUAAAGAGUUGUGCACAUGUCACCAUAAUCUAAUCUUAGAACAUUUCCAUCAUCCCCCAAAGAUUCCUCCUGCCCAUUUCUAGUCAUUUCCCAUCCCCAACCCCAGUCUCAGGCAACUACCGAACUGACCACCUCUGUCUGCAUUUCCUUAAAGUGAAUGUUUAUACCCGUGUUCUCUUGAAGCAAAGCUCACGUACAUUGUGGCCCAUUUCUUUACACUGAAACCACGUAAGUUCUGUGAGGGUCUGUGGCUGUCACCAGUGUCUUUUGGGACUCAUAGCAGGUAAAUCAUAUGCCUUCUGUGCUCAUCCCCUUCUCUGUUAUUUCAAAAUUCUCUUGGAAAGCCAUUGAAAAAAAAUUAUGUCCAACUCUUUGGACUGUAGCCCGCCAGGCUCCUCUGUCUGUGGGAUUUUUCAGGCAAGGAUGCUGGAGUAGGCUGCCAUUUCCUCCUCCAGGGGAUCUUCCCGACCCAGGGAUCGAACUUGAGUCUUCUGUGUCUCCUGCAUUGCAAGCAGAUUCUUUACCUGCUGAAUCAUCAGGGAAGCCCAAUAUGUUAAAAUGCAGAUACAAUCUCAAAUCAUUCUCAUUUAAACCAGGUGGAACAAACAUAGCCACUUACUGACCCUCACCAAAGACGUCUUUCAUUUGACUCAUCAACCUUUUAAAAAAGGGAAUUAGUGGCUGAUACGGAAAAACCAGGGGCUUUUUCAUAAAAAUUCAUUUCCAGGUUUUCUUUAGAAAUCUGAAGAUCCAGCCAGCAUGGGGCCACGCUCCCUUGGCAAUAGUUCACUGGCCCUGAGUGUCCCCAGCCCCACCCCCCACCUCUGCAGAGCUGGGUUACUCUCCAGUUAACCCAUGCCCCCCAGCCACCUUAUCCCCUGCAUUUGUCAUCAUGCUUUUGCUGAUGUUUUUCUAACAGUCAAGAGAAAAGUGAACUCUUUCUUGUCUCCAUGUCUCUAUCAAAAGUGGGAAAAAGGAAGAUAGAUCAAGAGGGCCGUGUAUUUCAAGAAAAGUGGGAGAGAGCUUAUUUCUUCGUGGAAGUGCAGAAUAUCCCUACCUGUUUAAUAUGCAAACAGAGCAUGUCGGUAUCCAAAGAAUACAACCUGAGAC
Messenger RNA from Bubalus bubalis (water buffalo), 3815 nucleotides. Its product is annotated as general transcription factor II-I repeat domain-containing protein 2. Gene Ontology annotation, cellular component: nucleus. The transcript is spliced from 16 exons. NCBI's taxonomy places the organism in Eukaryota, Metazoa, Chordata, Mammalia, Artiodactyla, Bovidae. The record is from RefSeq and is a predicted model, not a curated record. The coding region runs from base 335 to 1696 and encodes 453 amino acids.